This is a messenger RNA of Penicillium mononematosum, 3672 nucleotides long. RefSeq names its product class I myosin myoA. Gene Ontology annotation, cellular component: cell tip; myosin complex; actin cytoskeleton. Lineage: Eukaryota; Fungi; Ascomycota; Eurotiomycetes; Eurotiales; Aspergillaceae. The coding region runs from base 1 to 3672 and encodes 1223 amino acids. Gene Ontology annotation, molecular function: microfilament motor activity; ATP binding; actin filament binding. Gene Ontology annotation, biological process: vesicle transport along actin filament; endocytosis; actin filament organization. The record is from RefSeq and is a predicted model, not a curated record. The transcript has 7 exons.
AUGGGUCAGUCACGACGCCCCGUUGGCGGAGAAAAGAAGAGCCGGUUUGGGCGCUCCAAAGCAGUCGCAGAUGUUGGCGAUGGUCGACAAGCGGGGGGAAGGCCGCAGGUUAGGAAGGCCGCCUUCGAGAGCACUAAGAAGAAGGAGAUCGGUGUGUCAGAUCUUACACUGCUCAGCAAGAUCUCCAACGAGGCCAUCAACGACAAUCUGAAGCUCCGAUUCGAGCAUGACGAGAUUUAUACUUAUAUUGGCCAUGUGUUGGUCUCAGUGAACCCUUUCCGAGACUUGGGUAUCUACACAGAUACUGUCCUCGAUUCGUAUCGUGGCAAGAACCGCCUCGAAGUCCCUCCCCACGUAUUCGGAGUCGCCGAGUCCGCAUACUACAACAUGAAAUCCUACAAGGACAACCAGUGUGUCAUCAUUUCCGGAGAGUCUGGUGCCGGAAAGACCGAGGCCGCGAAGCGGAUCAUGCAAUACAUUGCCAGUGUCUCUGGCGGCGGUGAUUCGUCUAUUCAGGAGACGAAGGACAUGGUAUUGGCCACGAACCCGUUGUUAGAGUCAUUCGGUAAUGCGAAGACGCUGCGCAACAACAACUCGUCCCGAUUCGGAAAAUACCUAGAGUUGGAGUUCAAUGCCAACGGUGAGCCGGUGGGAGCUAACAUUACGAACUAUCUGUUGGAGAAGUCACGAGUCGUCGGACAAAUUACGAACGAGCGAAAUUUCCACAUCUUCUACCAACUCACAAAGGGUGCUCCACAGAAGUACCGCGACAGCUUCGGUCUUCAGCAACCCCAGUCCUACCUCUAUACGAGCCGUUCUAAGUGUUUCGAUGUGCCGGGCAUUGACGAUGUAGCCGAGUUCAAGGACACACUGGAUGCGAUGAGGGUGAUUGGAAUGAGCGAUCCCGAGCAGGACAACGUGUUCCGCAUGCUGGCAGCUAUUCUCUGGAUUGGCAAUGUUCAGUUCACCGAGGAUGACUCUGGAAAUGCUACUAUUAGCGAUCAGUCAGUUGUUGAUUUCGUCGCCUAUCUGUUGGAGGUCGAUUCUGCUCAAGUGAACAAGGCUUUGACUAUUCGUCUGAUGGAGACUGCCCGAGGAGGACGCAGGGGUUCCGUAUAUGAAGUGCCACUGAACAGGGUCCAAGCUUCAGCCGUUCGGGACGCUUUGGCCAAGGGAAUUUAUUUCAAUCUGUUCGAUUGGAUUGUGGAGCGCGUCAACCAAUCACUGACUGCUCGAGGUUCCAUCACCAAUUCCAUUGGUAUCCUGGAUAUUUACGGAUUUGAAAUCUUCGAGAAGAACUCUUUCGAGCAGCUGUGUAUCAACUAUGUCAACGAGAAGCUGCAGCAGAUUUUCAUUCAAUUGACUCUCAAGGCAGAACAAGAUGAGUAUGCCCGCGAGCAGAUCAAGUGGACUCCUAUUCAGUACUUUGACAACAAGGUGGUUUGCUCGUUGAUCGAGGACAAGCGCCCUCCUGGUGUUUUCGCCGCUUUGAACGAUGCCUGCGCAACUGCUCACGCCGAUUCAGGCGCGGCCGAUCAGACUUUCGUCGGUAGGCUCAACUUCCUGUCACAGAACCCCAACUUCGAAGGUCGCCAGGGUCAGUUCAUUAUCAAGCACUACGCGGGUGACGUCGGCUACGCCGUGGAGGGAAUGACGGAUAAGAACAAGGAUCAGCUGUUGAAGGACUUGUUGAACCUUGCCCAAUCUAGCAGCAACGAGUUCGUCCACACGCUGUUCCCCAACCAGGUCAAUCAGGAUGACAAGCGUCGCCCACCUACUGCCGGUGAUAAGAUCAAGGCAUCUGCGAAUGACCUUCCCCCCAAAGAGUACAACGUCGGCAAUGUCCUGCAUCAGAUCAAGUACCUGGGUCUCCAGGAGAACGUCCGCAUUCGACGUGCUGGCUUUGCCUACCGUCAGACCUUCGACAAGUUCACCGAGCGAUUCUACCUCUUGUCUCCGAAGACCUCGUAUGCCGGUGACUACACAUGGACCGGUGAUGUGGAAUCUGGCGCGAAGCAGAUCUUGAAGGAUACCCGUAUCCCCCCUGAGGAGUACCAGAUGGGUAUUACGAAGGUCUUUGUCAAGACUCCUGAGACACUGUUCGCACUAGAAGCUAUGCGAGACAAAUACUGGCACAAUAUGGCCAUCCGUAUCCAGCGUGCUUGGAGAAACUAUCUCCGAUACCGCAUUGAAUGCGCCAUCCGCAUUCAGCGCUUCUGGCGCCGGAUGACCGGUGGACUCGAAUUGAUCAAGGUUCGUGAUCAGGGACACCAAGUGCUCCAGGGCCGCAAGGAACGCCGGAGAAUGAGUCUUCUCGGCUCUCGUCGCUUUCUGGGCGAUUAUCUUGGUGUCGGGAAUACCGGUGGCCCUGGUGAAAUGAUCCGCAAUGGUGCAGGCAUCAGCGGUUCAGACAACGUUGUUUUCUCUUGCCGUGCCGAGCUUUUGGUGUCUAAGUUCGGUCGUUCCAGCAAACCUGUCCCGCGGAUUCUUGUCUUGACGAGUCGUCAUGUCUACAUUGUUGCACAGAGCAUCGAAAACAACCAGCUUGUUAUUUCGGCCGAACGAACCAUUCCGGUUGGAGCCAUCAAGAGUGUCAGCACUUCGAAUCUCAAAGACGACUGGUUCUCGCUGGUUAUUGGGGCUCAGGAACCUGACCCGCUCAUCAACUGUGUCUUCAAAACUGAAUUCUUUACUCAUCUCACCAAUAUCCUGCGUGGCUCUCUGACUUUGAAGAUUGGAGAAACCAUCGAAUACCAUAAGAAGCCUGGCAAGCUGGCGACUGUCAAGGCAGUCAAAGAUCCGGCUGCUGGAAAUGUCGACACCUACAAGAGUAGCACAAUUCACACUAGUGCUGGUGAGCCUCCUAGCUCUGUCUCAAAACCUACCCCACGGCCAAAGGCGGUUGCUGCUCGCCCGGUUACAAAAGGCAAGCUGCUUCACCUGUACCUGCCGCCCAGCCUCUACCCCGGUCUACCCCCACAGCCUGCCGCAGUACCGCAACCUGCUGCCCAGUCGCACAUCGUGCCUCAGCCUGUGGCUGCUGCCGCGGCUAUGCACUCUCGCAACGAGUCCUAUAGUUCCGUGAGAUCUUCUGGCUCCACGAGGGCUCCUCCACCACCUCCCCCUGCCGCACCUCCUGCUGCCUCAAGAAAGCCCGCAGCAAAGGUCAAGUAUGACUACACCAGUGACCGGGCGAAUGAGCUUUCCAUUGUCAAGGGCGAAAUUGUGGAGAUUAUAUCCAGGGAAGGAAAUGGAUGGUGGCUAUGUAAGAACACAACAACAUCAGCACAAGGAUGGACCCCCGAGUCCUACCUUGAAGAAGUAGCUGUCGCUCCCGCGCCAAAGCCUGUUCCACCCCCACCCCCGGUGGCGCCGCGCGCAACCCCCAGCCCUAUUCCAAACGGCGUUGGGGCAGCUGCAGCCGCCAAGACCAAGCCCGCCCCGCCAGCUCCCCCGGCCAAGCGUCCCAACAUGGCUGGACGCAAACCUGCACCCCCGCCAGCUCCCAGGGAUAGCGCUGUGAGCGUGCAGUCGGGCGACUCAUCAGGCGCCAGCGGCCGCGGUACUCCCAACAGUGCAUCGAACGCUAGUCUGGCAGGUGGUUUGGCCGAGGCACUGCGUGCAAGACAAAGCGCGAUGCAGGGCAAGCACGAUGACGACGACGAGUGGUAG